GGCCACAGCUUGCCAAUUCCCCCACUGUGAUAGUGAUGGUUGGCCUCCCAGCCCGUGGGAAGACCUACAUCUCCAAGAAGCUGACUCGCUACCUCAACUGGAUUGGUGUCCCAACAAAAGUUUUCAACGUGGGCGAGUAUCGCCGUGAGGCUGUGAAGCAUUACAGCUCCUAUGACUUCUUCCGCCCCGACAAUGAGGAGGCCAUGAAAGUCAGGAGGCAAUGUGCCCUGGCUGCCUUGAGGGACGUCAAGCUGUACCUGACGGAGGAGGCUGGCCAGAUUGCGGUUUUUGAUGCCACCAAUACCACGCGGGAGAGGAGAGGGAUGAUCCUAAACUUUGCCAAAGAAAACGGGUUCAAGGUGUUCUUCAUUGAAUCUGUCUGCAAUGAUCCCACAGUAGUUGCCACCAAUGUUAUGGAAGUAAAAUUGUCCAGCCCUGAUUACCGGGACUGUAAUUCGACCGAUGCCAUGGAGGACUUCAUGAAGAGGAUCAAUUGUUACCAAGCCAGCUACCAGCCGCUCGACCCUGAUGACUAUGACCGGGAGCUUUCUCUCAUCAAAGUCAUAGACGUUGGCCGGCGGUUCCUGGUCAACAGGGUUCAGGAUCACAUCCAGAGCAGGAUCGUUUACUACCUGAUGAACAUCCAUGUCCAGCCCCGCACCAUCUAUCUCUGUCGGCAUGGUGAAAGUGAGUUCAACCUCAAGGGGAAGAUUGGAGGUGACUCGGGCCUCUCCAACAGGGGCAAGAAGUUUGCACUGGCACUGAACAAAUUCGUUGAGGAGCAGAACCUGAAGGACCUCAAAGUCUGGACCAGCCAGCUAAAGAGGACAAUCCAAACGGCAGAAGCUCUCCAACUGCCCUAUGAGCAGUGGAAGGCACUUAAUGAAAUAGAUGCUGGUGUAUGUGAAGAAAUGACGUAUGAAGAAAUCAGGGAGCAGCAUCCAGAGGAAUUUGCUUUACGUGAUCAGGAUAAAUAUUACUACCGCUACCCUUCUGGGGAGUCCUACCAAGAUCUGGUGCAGCGCCUAGAGCCAGUCAUCAUGGAGCUGGAGAGACAAGAGAACGUCCUUGUGAUCUGUCACCAGGCUGUCAUGCGCUGUCUCCUGGCGUACUUCCUGGACAAGAGUGCAGAUGAAAUGCCCUACCUGAAGUGUCCCCUUCACACAGUGUUGAAGCUGACCCCAGUGGCCUAUGGCUGCCGGGUGGAGUCCAUCUCGCUGAACAUCGAAGCCGUCAACACCCACAGGGAGCGGCCAGAGGAAGCAAAGAAGGGACCUAACCCGCUCAUGAGACGUAAUAGCGUUACCCCUCUAGCAAGCCCAGAGCCCACCAAAAAACCUCGCAUCAACAGCUUUGAGGAGCAUGUGGCUGUUUCUUCUGCCUUGCCAGGCUGUGUUCCUCAGGAAGUGCCCACGCAGCUGCCGGGACAAAACCUGAACAACUCGCAGAAACCGUCGUGACUCCGUUGGCGCUGUCGCGAGGCCACCGGCGACGCCAGCUUCCCAUCCCAUCGCCACUUCCGAAGCUUGCUUAUAAACCGGUCUCCUCCGUCUACGGCGAGGUCGACCCUCGGCUGUUUCUUCCCGCGCCCGUUCCUCUGC
Molecule: messenger RNA, 1601 nt
Organism: Phaethon lepturus (White-tailed tropicbird)
Lineage: Eukaryota; Metazoa; Chordata; Aves; Phaethontiformes; Phaethontidae
Gene: PFKFB3
Product: 6-phosphofructo-2-kinase/fructose-2,6-biphosphatase 3
Exons: 14
Coding region: 36-1460 (474 amino acids)
Biological process (GO): fructose metabolic process; fructose 2,6-bisphosphate metabolic process
Cellular component (GO): cytosol
Molecular function (GO): 6-phosphofructo-2-kinase activity; fructose-2,6-bisphosphate 2-phosphatase activity; ATP binding
Source: RefSeq, a predicted model, not a curated record